AUGCAGAGCUCGUUCUACACACUUGCUACUGCCCACAUCUCCUCAAUACUACCUGUUUCGAGGGCAAAUGUUCGGGCGAUACAGAGUCAGCGUCUUCCAGAGCCUUUAAAAACGAGUCAGCUGGAUACAACGGAUGUCCUACCUGAACAUGCUACUGAGGGUUCAAUACUUUGUGAACCACAGGCACACGUUCUUUUGCGCGUGUUGCAUGGGCGAAGAACGAUAGAGUUAUCUUCCUUAUCAACUGAUGCACCACCUACACGCUUCUCUUUUCCUUCUAGGCUCUUCCCUACUCCUUCAGUUGUGUUUGAUGAUCCCGAAGUGCACAUCAUAGCCCUAACUGAGGAUGGUUCUGUCUAUCGCAUGGUCUUUCAGACGCCCAAGCUGUGGUCGGACGAUUACGCGUCUCGCAACUGGAUCUCCGAAUACCAUCUUAAACAUUCACCCGAAAACAUUACUGGGCCCUUGCAUGUGAAGGAGGCAGGAAGUAUUUUCAUUGGGUUAAGAGACGGUGGGAUUCUGAACUUGGAUGCUGUACGGAUUUCAUCUGCCUCGGAAUUCUCAGCAUGGAAGGAGACGAUUCUUCGACCGCCGUUGUCCCUGACAUUGACAUCGCUCAUCCCGUUUACUCGCCCCCGACAAGGGUCUUCUCACACCAUAUCGUUUGCGACCGUCCCCAACCCCUCUCCUUCCCUCGUUGUUUUCUCUCUUCAUCGCGAUCGAACCCUUCGUGUCUGGGAGACGGGGGUCUGCGUCGCCAGCAUUGGUGUUCCAGCAUUCAUCCCAGAUUCUUCGGUCCGUGAGGCAUCCUCUUCGCGUACUGCUACUAUAUUGGGGCCCGAACCCAGGCGUUUGUUGCAGGUUAUUCCACCUGAGGAAGGUGACAGAAUUGACGAGGCGCUUCAGAUCUUGGUUUUCAUGCCACAAACUCAAGGCGGCUCUUUCUCCUUAUACGGCCUUUCCGAGAAGAAUAAUGGCGGUCAGCGAAGUUUGGAAUAUUUGUGGUCGAAAAAUUGUUCUGAACCAAGUCAGUAUCGACAGCUUCGUGACUUUAUCGUCACCGGCGACACGCUCUGGGUCCUUUGGGAUGAUGCUGGGAGUGCGCUGGUUGAGUAUACAGAUUUUGAUGUGGAAGGUGAAGUAAUUGCAUCAUCAUGGAAUUCCGUGAAUUGCGAUGGGGAAUCGUACUUUCCAUCUCCUCGAUCAGAAGAAAAGAAUCUUCCUCAAGGCUCGUUUACCGACUCCUACCUAAGGGCAUUACUCCAACCCGGUUCAUUUUCAAAGUAUACACUUAGAGCUGCCCUGCAACAGUACUCAUCGACUCUCAUGAGUGUCCCUGGGGCUCAUCACCCGAUCUUGUCAACAACCUACCAGACUCUUGCGGAGCAAAUUGCAUCAGUUGUCGGUUGCACCGUCGAUCUUGUGGUCGAUCCACAGACUGGCGAGCAACUCUGGGUUCCUUAUUGGAAUACGCUCCGAAGAGACUGGGAAGGUUUCCUUGCGCGUUGCCGUGAAAUCGAGCGCCAAGCUCGGUGGCCCCUUCAGCUUGGUGUUUCGUAUUUCGGCGAGCCACUCUUGAUAGAGCGUGAACGGCUUUGCGCAAUCGUGAAGACAGAUAAGGCUAUGCAACUGCAUCAAUCUGUUACGAACACGAACGCCCUACAGAUCCCUGGGACAGUCGCCUUGUCUCGGAUUGCUCAUACUCUUCGUGAGAGUUUAGGCAGCGCUAAGGCGACAAGGCUUGAUCAGAGUAUACUAGAUGUGGUUCGAUCGGAUCCGAAGAGCUCCUACCUCGAUCUGAUGCUCCAAGUUUCCCAAGGAGAUAUAAUGAAAGCUGUACCCACCGCUACGUUGACAUGGGUUAAUGGCCAACUUGCGCAUUUCUCAGAUGUUGAAGGUGCGAUUGUUGAGGUCUUGCAAGCACUGGUCAGUCUGGAUACGGUCAAGCUGGAGCAGGAUGAGGAGACCGAGUCUAUUGAUGCGCCACCGCUCAGCUGGCAAACCGCUCUUUUGACAUCGUUCAUCGCUACCUCUAUCAAGGCUCGUUAUGACAUCAUACUUCCCCUUUUCACUCUUCUCGCCUUCAUCAUUGAACGAGAUCGGGAUUCACAGACCGGAUGGCGCCAUAUUGCGGGCCAGGCCUUCGUAGCUGUUCAAAGCAUCUCACUCUUGCAUCAUAUCGCGAUCUCCCCAGCAGGUGACCCAGAAGCGACCUCCGCUCGGCUCGCAGACGAUGAUGUCGCAUCGCUUAUGCGGAAUAUGACUGUAUCUGGAUAUUCUCGUCCUCGCCACACCAUCGCCUAUUCCCUCCUUCAUGUCUUUCUCUCGUCCCUUUCAUUAUCAUUCCCUUCACAUGUCCCUCCUUCAGUGGCCGCGCACAGAUACCUAUUCAGCACAGGCCUUUUACGUGUGCUCGCCGCCCCGGAAGUCUCAGAAGCAGAGGUCCAGCUGAUCCAUCGAAUUUGGACACUGGGAUUUGCUGGGAUCGCCAAUGAGGUUGCACAAUGGUAUCCUCGGUCGCCAGCAGUCGCGUAUUUAAUGGGCCGUACUUUAUUGGACCUUGGGCGUGCAGAAGAGGCCGCGGAUCUGCUUGAAACUAUAGCGUUCUGCUUUGGUAAGCAAACUGCCCACUCGUGGGACGACGAGCUUCUUCGCAUAGUUUUGCCCGCAGGUGUAUCGCCUGAUUCGUUGUUUUCAUACUGGCGACAUUUGAUAGGAGUGUUUGACGGAUUUUCCCUUGCUGCGCAAGUCGCUCGUUUUGCGAGGUUAGCUCUUGAGUGCACGGAUCCACUCGAAGUCAGUGAUCUUUGGCUACGUCUAUUCAAAGCAGACGUCGAUCUUGGGCUUUAUGAGGAUGCUUAUGAGACUAUAAUCAGAAAUCCGUCAAAUGAACAGCAAAGCGAGUUUGUUCGACAACUUGUUACCGCUAUGUGCGAAAAUGACGAGAUAAAUCGGCUUUUGAGCCUGAACUUCAUUGGGUUUCAAGCAGAUGUGGAACAGGCAAUUCUGUUCAAGGCUCGGAAUACGGAUCCUCGACAGAAACCCGACUAUGCCCAAGUGCUACAUGGAUGGUACAUCUUCAGAGGCGACUACCGGGGGGUGGCUGCUGCCGCCAUGUACCAGCAUAGCAGGCGUCUGGGUGAAAUACAGCUGUUACAGAAUCUGGACUUCCUCGAGAUGGGUACUUUGCAAGCGAUGAGUUUGCUGACUUCCAUAAACGCCCUAUCACUCGCUGACACCGAUGAUGCCUGGGUCGAGUAUAUCGCUCCUCCAUCUGAAGCUAGUGUACGCGUGAAGGUGUCUCAGCACAUCCCGGAGGAGUAUUUUGCAUCCGCUGGCAUCAACUUUGAGGUUGUCACCAUCUCUGAGAUGAGACGAGAAUAUACACUUUUGAUGUCUAAGCUUCGACUUGCUCGAGAAUCUCCUAAUUUGCAAGCUGCUCUAGUGCGAACGUUGACGAAAGAGGAUAUCAUUGCGCACUAUGUUCAGUUAGGACUAUUUGACCUGGCAAUGUCCAACGCACGGACAUUCCGGCUGGACAUGUCGUCAAUUUUUGGCAUUUUGACUUCGAGAUGCAUGCGGAUAGCAGAACAAGGUGAUGAUGAUAUAGAUCCACUCGAAUGCCCUUGGUUAUUUACUGAUCAAGUGUUGGGCUGGGAGGGCACAAACUCUCAACGAGCUUGGCGGUAUUUGCGACUUUCUUUGGAGUCCUACGAUUCGAUGGACGGAGAUUGGAGUUAUCACAAGGUCGUAUUGCAGAAAAUUAUUGAUCUUGAUCGUUUUAGUAGAGUGCCUGCUUGGUUAUCAAAGUUUUUUAUGGAUCAUCAACCAGAAUAUUUAAUUCGAAUGUCAUUGAAGUAUGGCCUACGGGUGUGUACUGUUGCACUCUCCCACUUCAUUGGAUUCACCAAAUUUGAUCAGGCCGCACCUGCCCGCGUGAAUACUCCACAAGCAUCAUUUACCUGGCUACCGUACAACCUCAUCGACCAAGUAUUGUUGGCUGCCACUGAGGAGCGGAAGGAAAGGCCUUCCCGAGCCACCGAUCGCAUGGCCCAACAGCUCAGGAAAGGACUUUCUGCUCGGAUAACGUACCUUGAGAAGUGGAGCAAGAUUGAAGGUUGA
Molecule: messenger RNA, 4122 nt
Organism: Cantharellus anzutake
Lineage: Eukaryota; Fungi; Basidiomycota; Agaricomycetes; Cantharellales; Hydnaceae
Product: nucleoporin Nup120/160-domain-containing protein
Exons: 10
Coding region: 1-4122 (1373 amino acids)
Cellular component (GO): nuclear pore
Molecular function (GO): structural constituent of nuclear pore
Source: RefSeq, a predicted model, not a curated record